UUGUCCUGGGUCCGCUCCGCCGCCUUCACUGCGUGACUCCUCCCGCCGGCCCCGCCAUGGUCUCGGCUCCGCGCUGCCCGCCGGGCGUCUGGGGGCUCCUGGCGCUGCUACUGCCCCUGCCCGGGGCUCGCGGCAAUUGUGAUUCUCCUCCAAGAUUGAGUUUUGCUGAGCUGCCUGGGGCAGUGAACAAUUCCUAUCCUGUUGGGACCAAACUGAAAUACUCCUGUCGCCCAGGAUACAUGUUGGGCUCUGGAAAAUCUCCUUACGUUACAUGUCUUGCAAAUUCAGCAUGGUCAGUAGACCCUGAGUUUUGUGUAGGAAGACCAUGUAAACCACUAGAACUAGAAAAUGGCAGGGUUCAUUUCAUGGAUCUCCGGUUUGGUGCAACAGCAAACUUCUCCUGUAAUGAAGGGUACAGAUUAAAUGGACCAACUUCUGCCAAAUGUGUGGUUGUGGGAAAUGGAGUUGAUUGGGAUAAGGAGCUUCCACUUUGCGAAGCAAUACCUUGUAUUCCACCUCCUGGUAUCACCCAUGGAUCCCAUACUGGUCAGAGUGAACAAGAGUUUUCCUUUGGCUCAGCAGUAACUUACAAAUGUGACCAGGGCUUCUCUCUUAUUGGAGAGGCCUCCAUUCAUUGUACAACGAAAGAUAAUCGCAAUGGAGACUGGAGUGGACCUGCUCCUGAAUGCAAAGUGGUCAAUUGUCCAGAGCCAGAAGUCAAAAAUGGAAAAAAGCAAUCUGGGUAUGGACUCCAUUAUUCAUAUGGAAACACUGUAAUAUUUGAAUGCGAUUCUGGCUACACUCUGAAGGGUAGCAGUUCAGUUAAAUGUGAAGCUAACAAUUUAUGGUUUCCAUCUUUGCCAACUUGUCUACGGCAGAACACUGGUACCACGAUUGCUAUUGGAAAGAUGCCUGUCAUUCUGGCAGUGCUGAUGACUAACUUGUUCAUCAGACAGUGAACAUAUUGGAAGAAAAUGGAAAAAUUGAGGGAAACCUCAUAUGAUAGCAUUAAACGUCUCUCAUGAUCCCAGAGUCCUCCCACUACAAUUGUAUGCGGGGUUGUGGAUUUUGCUGUUGCGAGCAAGAGCCUUUUGAGAUUUCUAUUUGGAGGUUUCGAUCUUGAAGUACUUAUUAUCCCUUUUAAAAUACAGAUUAAUGGUGCCAAAGAUACUCAUUGAACUG
Malaclemys terrapin pileata is the source of this 1182-nucleotide messenger RNA. RefSeq names its product complement component receptor 1-like protein. Lineage: Eukaryota; Metazoa; Chordata; Testudines; Emydidae. The transcript has 8 exons. Bases 57 to 959 code for a protein of 300 amino acids. Gene Ontology annotation, biological process: negative regulation of complement activation, classical pathway. The record is from RefSeq and is a predicted model, not a curated record.